AUGUCGUCUCUAAAACUUCCAAGUGCUCCAAACUCUGGACUAUUCAAGCAAGGCUACCAAACGCAAUCGAAUGCAGAUGGUGCUAUCAACAGAAAUAUCCAGGCAUGCAGAGAGAUCAGCUCUAUGGUGGCAACUUCAAUUGGUCCAUGUGGAAAGAAUAAAAUUAUUGUCAACCAUCUACAGAAGAUCAUUAUUACCAAUGAUGCCGCUACAAUGCUGAGAGAACUUGACGUGGUUCAUCCUGCUGUUAAAGUUCUCGUCAUGGCUUCAGAUCAGCAAGAAAGGGAGAUGGGUGAUAACUCAAACUAUGUCCUGGUGUUUGCCGGUGAAUUGCUGUCCUUGGCUGAGAAACUGGUUAUCUUGGGAUUGACUCCCACAGAGAUUAUCCAAGGAUACACGUUGGCCAACAAAUUUGCUUUGAAAGAAUUGGAAUCUCUAGUAGUAGACCAGGUUGACGAUGUUACAGUCAAAUCCGAAUUAUUGAAAAUUGUCAAACCUAUCAUCUCUUCUAAACAAUUUGGAUCCGCAGAAAUCAUUAGUGAGCUUGUGACUGAGGCUGUUUUGAAUGUGCUUCCACGUGGCAAUCCUCAGGCGUUUAACGUUGAUUCCGUAAGAGUGGUCAAGAUAAUGGGAUCAUCUUUGGAGAGCUCAUUUGUUUUGAGAGGAAUGGUUUUCCCUCGUCCUCCAGACAGUCAUGUUAAAUCCGUAAAACAGAAAUCUAAAGUGGCAGUCUUCACAUGUCCUAUUGAUAUAACCACUACCGAGACGAAGGGCACCGUGUUGCUUCAUAAUGCUCAAGAAAUGCUAGACUUUAGUAAAGGUGAAGAACAACAACUCGACACUCUUGUCAAAGAAAUUCAUGAUUCCGGAGUGCGUGUAAUCAUAGCUGGUGCUGGUGUCGGAGAGUUGGCCCUGCAUUACUUGGAUAGAUAUGGGUUAUUGGUGAUCAAGGUUCCUUCUAAAUUUGAUCUAAGACGCGUGUGCAGAGUAUGUGGUGCCACGCCUUCUCCUCGUUUAGGAGCUCUCAGUCCAGAAGAGCUUGGAGAAAUUGAUGUUGUUGAAACUACUGAAAUCGGUAGCGAUCAAGUUACAGUAUUCAAACAGGACAAGAAUACCUCGUCGUCGUUGACUUCUACUAUAGUCAUUAGAGGGGCCACCCAGAAUAAUUUGGAUGACAUCGAACGUGCCAUAGAUGAUGGCGUUAGCGCUAUAAAGGGUGUCUUGAAAGAUUCUCGUUUGUUGCCCGGAGCUGGUGCUGUUGAGGCCGAACUUGUGCGCCGUGUGACUGCUUAUGGGGAGAAAACUCCUGGUUUGUUGCAAUUGGCUAUCAAGAAAUUUGCUGAAGCUUUUGAGUUUCUGCCAAGAACUAUUGCUGACACUGCCGGGUUGGACACCAAUGAAGUUAUUCCAAAGUUAUACGCUGCCCACACGCCAGCUGAAGAGCAGUCUUCUUCUGAAGGACUUUCUAUUGGUAUAAACAUAGAGGCUGAAAGUCUGGAAGAUUCGUUGGUGGAUAUCUCUAAUGAGGGCAUUUACGAUCUAUUCAUUUCAAAGAAGAAUGCUAUUGAUUUGGCUACCGAAGCUGUCAAUACAGUAUUGAGUGUGGAUCAAAUUAUUGUUGCAAAACGUGCAGGGGGACCAGUUAUGCCCCAACAGCCACGUCCAGGAAACUGGGAUCAGGCUGACUAA
Komagataella phaffii GS115 is the source of this 1689-nucleotide messenger RNA. Its product is annotated as Subunit of the cytosolic chaperonin Cct ring complex, related to Tcp1p. Bases 1 to 1689 code for a protein of 562 amino acids. The transcript has a single exon. The record is from RefSeq and is a predicted model, not a curated record. Gene Ontology annotation, molecular function: ATP hydrolysis activity; ATP binding; ATP-dependent protein folding chaperone. Lineage: Eukaryota; Fungi; Ascomycota; Pichiomycetes; Pichiales; Pichiaceae. Gene Ontology annotation, cellular component: chaperonin-containing T-complex. Gene Ontology annotation, biological process: protein folding.